Rodentolepis nana is the source of this 255-nucleotide messenger RNA. Lineage: Eukaryota; Metazoa; Platyhelminthes; Cestoda; Cyclophyllidea; Hymenolepididae. The record is from the annotation of a GenBank genome assembly.
AUGUACUGUGCCGUUACUGUUGCUGUUGCUGCUCACGCCUUGGUUACGCUUGCAUCAAAUCCGACGGCAGGACGUGGAGAUGAAGGCAAUGUCUAUAGGGAAUUCAGGGACAUUGGUGGCAAGUGGGAGGUUGGGUGGGUAGAAGUGGGUGGUGAGCCCGGAGUUACCGAAUAUCGGUCUUACUAUAAAACUUGUAUGGUGAGUACCGAGGCAGCGCUUGCUGCCAAAUUCUUUGUCUGGUCCCGUGGGACCUAG